Molecule: messenger RNA, 613 nt
Organism: Nomascus leucogenys (northern white-cheeked gibbon)
Lineage: Eukaryota; Metazoa; Chordata; Mammalia; Primates; Hylobatidae
Gene: LCE1C
Product: late cornified envelope 1C
Exons: 2
Coding region: 60-326 (88 amino acids)
Biological process (GO): epidermis development
Source: RefSeq, a predicted model, not a curated record
CUGCCUAGGUCUGACUUGCUGUCUGACUCUCCUUCAGCUCCUGAACACCUGCCACCAAGAUGUCCUGCCAGCAGAGCCAGCAGCAGUGCCAGCCCCCUCCCAAUGUCAGCUCCGGAGGCUGCUGUGGUUUCAGCUCUGGGGGCGGCUGUGGCUCCAGCUCUGGGGGAUGCUGCAGUUCUGGGGGUGGCGGCUGCUGUCUGAGCCACCACAGGCGUCGCAGGUCCCACUGCCACAGACCCCAGAGCUCUGGCUGCUGCAGCCAGCCCUCGGGGGGCUCCAGCUGCUGUGGAGGGGGGAGUGGCCAGCACUCUGGAGGCUGCUGCUGAAGUGGACCCUGAGCCUAGAAGAGCAGAAUCCAGGACAGCAAACUGCCAAGGACAUCCCCCUUCUCCUCCUAGUCCUGCUUGAGAGGCUCACAGGUCCAAGGGAAAGCUCUGAACUUGCCAAGAGCAUAUCUUCUCCCUGGAGUCCAGAAACUCAGAUCCUCUCCUGGAUCUCCAUUCACUGGCCUUGGACCUCACCUUUCUGGCUACCCUCCCACCCUCUGUCUAAGCCCCUAGCUCACUCCAUGUCAUUUGCAGUGUGCAUCUGCUGAUUAAAGGAAUAAAACAAG